AUGACAUCACAAAUUCCUCAACUGCGUGGUAUUCCCCUGCUAGGGAAUAUCCUGGAUGUUAAUCCCAAUGACACCUGGAACUCUCUAAUCAAGCUCUCCAAAGAAUACGGUCCAAUCUGCAAGAUCAACGUUCUGGGUAAACAACUUGUCUUUAUCAGUAACGUCGCAUUGCUAGAAGAGAUAUGCGACGAGAAGCGAUUCCGAAAAUGCGUAACAGGACCAAUUGUGGAAAUGCGACAACUCGCAAACAACUGUCUCUUCACUGCCUAUAACACAGAAGCUAUCUGGCCUGUAUCUCACCGCAUCAUGGCCCCGUACGUUACCGGGGCUGCGACGGAUAAAAUCUUCAGCGACAUGGCGAAGGUGAUGUCAGACUUGACCAAGAAAUGGACCUCGGGGAUCAAGAAGCAGGUGCUCUUCACCAGUGACCUUGAUCGCCUGCUGAUGACAUCGGUUAUGCAAUGCUUCUUCAACCAGCGCAUCGACAUCCUCGAAGGACCCGAGCAUCCCCUCAUCCACGUUUGGGAAUCCAUCACAUUGGAAGCGAUGAAACGACCCAACCGACCAAAGAUGCUGAAUUGGCUAUUGUAUGAUCGCGGCUUCAAGGAUAACAUCAAGUACAUGCGCGAUUACGCAACGGAAAUUGUCAAGAGCAGGAAAGAGAACCCCGAAGAGGUUCGGGAUGACCUUCUCAACGGGCUACUUCACGACACCGAUCCACAGACUGGCGAAAAGCUCAACGAUGCCCAAGUCAUUGAUGAAGUGGUGACCAUGUUCAUCGGAGCCGCGACAUCGCCCAACCUCGUCUCCUUCGCAUUGUACUACCUGAUCAAGAACCCAGACGUGAUUGCAAAGGCUCGGGCAGAGAUCGACUCCAUUGUCGGACCCGACGAGCAGGUCCAGCUGGAAGAUCUCAAAAAGCUAGAAUACUGUGAAGCCAUCAUCCGGGAGUCUCUUCGCCUUUCCGCCACAGCACCGGGAUUCAAUAUCGAACCCAUCCCCACUGAUGACAAAAGUCCUAUUCUGCUUGCUGGAGGUAAAUACCAGAUUACACACGAUCAAAUCAUGAUCACGGUUUUAAACACUGUGAAUCGGGAUCCCGAAGUCUUCGAUGACCCGGAGGCAUUUAUUCCGGAGCGAGUCCUUGGUGAAGCAUGGGACAAGCUUCCAAUGGGAGCCAGGAGGAACUUCGGUAACGGCAAGCGUUCAUGUUAUGGAACGAUGUGGGCAUGGCGCUGGUCUAUCUUCACUCUUGUUAGCAUUCUUAAAGACGUGGACUUUGAGUUUGAGGAUCCGAAGUAUGAACUUACUUUCAAUGGGGCUUUCAGUGUGAAGCCAUUGAAGUUCAAUGGUCUUGUGAGUCCUCGCAAGAAGUAG
Molecule: messenger RNA, 1377 nt
Organism: Penicillium odoratum
Lineage: Eukaryota; Fungi; Ascomycota; Eurotiomycetes; Eurotiales; Aspergillaceae
Exons: 2
Coding region: 1-1377 (458 amino acids)
Molecular function (GO): monooxygenase activity; heme binding; oxidoreductase activity, acting on paired donors, with incorporation or reduction of molecular oxygen
Source: RefSeq, a predicted model, not a curated record